Molecule: messenger RNA, 1126 nt
Organism: Fomitopsis serialis
Lineage: Eukaryota; Fungi; Basidiomycota; Agaricomycetes; Polyporales; Fomitopsidaceae
Exons: 5
Coding region: 133-924 (263 amino acids)
Source: RefSeq, a predicted model, not a curated record
GACCCUCUUCGAUAGAUGUGGAUGCGGCGGUGAUACUUUACGUCUGUGACAAUUCCUCCAGUACCUUUUAAUCGCGUAACCGCUUGCGCGGAAGCUGGGCCUUCUGACCUUGACCGUUCAGCUCGCCGUGCGAUGUUGACCCCACACUCCUUUCCCCAUUGGCAGCUGUGGUCUGUCAACAUUCUGCUACUCAUCUCCCGCGCGUCCUCUAUCGCAUCGAACAGAACUAUAGACGACACUUUCGGCGACUCGGCGACUGGAGCUCUCCCCAUAUACUCGCGGAGCUGGAGCAAAGGCCAGAAUUGUCCUUCAUGUUUGGCACAACCUGAUAAGAACGCAACCUUCGAUCACACCUGGCACGAUACAACCUCCAAUAGUCCGCCAGAUAGUCCUGCCCACAACGUCAGUAUUGUUUUCCAUGGCACUGCGAUCUGGGUGUACUGCGUGGUGCCAAACCGGAUCAAAGACGCUACCACGCUCGUAAAUAUCACUUUCGCCCUGGACGGUGUUCCCGCGGGCAGCUAUCAACAUAUGCCCCGGAACACAGCAACGUACGACUACAAUGUGACCGUCUAUGAGAACACGAUGCUCAGUAACUCGAUCCAUACGCUCGUGAUGACGGCGGAGAACGACCCCAAUCCAUCUAUUCUCCUCUUCGACUGGGCUUUGUAUACAGUCGAAGAUGGCUCGGAUACUCAGCCCUCAUCUAGUUUAUCUCAAGCAACGAGUCUGAGUGUUAACACAGAUACACCGACCUCGAGUGCUUCCUCACAUGCCACGACGUGGGGUGCUGCUGGCGAUGCAACCGCCUCGCCUCAAGUGAGCGUGAGCACAGGCCUAGCUUCACAUCCCCACAGCAACACGUCCGCUGUGAUCGGAGGCGUCAUAGGCGACGUCAGCUGUUACCAGGUCGACUGUCCCUGAGGGUUCGUGAUAGCUUGGACGGGAAAGGAGAGGAGGCAGUCAUUGAGCCAUUCAUGGUAUUUCGUCAAACGAACGAGGCUCCCCGAACGCCCGCGCCGGCACGCCUCCCCAUGAAGGGAAGACUGGCCACAGCCGCUGCAUCGUGGAAAUGGCGCGGCGCAAGUACCACCAACAGCUCGGAGCCUGGACCAUCGAUCGAACC